Glossina fuscipes is the source of this 1584-nucleotide messenger RNA. Its product is annotated as lysosomal aspartic protease. Bases 257 to 1441 code for a protein of 394 amino acids. Gene Ontology annotation, biological process: proteolysis; cell death. The record is from RefSeq and is a predicted model, not a curated record. Gene Ontology annotation, molecular function: aspartic-type endopeptidase activity. Gene Ontology annotation, cellular component: lysosome. The transcript is spliced from 3 exons. NCBI's taxonomy places the organism in Eukaryota, Metazoa, Arthropoda, Insecta, Diptera, Glossinidae.
GUAGAGGAAUGUCAAUUUUACUCUCAGAAAUAGAAUUUUAUUCUCAGCAGAAUAAAGUGUGAUGGCUAAAGUGUCCAGUUUUGUUCGUUUCAUUUGCUCUUUUUCAUGCAAGUAAUUUGAAAGUGGCAGUGUACGCAGUUCUUUUUUAAUUAGUUAGUAAUUUUAAGUAAAAAAAAGAAAAUAGAAAGAUUUUGUAAAUUCAUUGUUAUUCACAUCUCAGCAAAGAAGGCAUAAAGCUUUUUAUUGAUUUUAAAAGAUGAUCAAAUAUAUAUUGUUUUUGCUGUUUGAGGCAUCGGUCCUCCUGCAAGGGUUCCAAGCCGUUAAAGAAGACAAAUUCAUACGAAUACCGCUUACUCGUAUUAAAACCGCUCGUAACCAUUUUCAUGAAGUCGGCACAGAGUUGCAGCAGUUGCGUUUGAAAUAUGGAAGUGCUAACGACGUCCGACCUGAACCGCUAUCCAAUUAUCUGGAUGCACAGUAUUAUGGGCCCAUCUCAAUUGGUACUCCAAGUCAAGAUUUUAAAGUGGUUUUUGAUACUGGUUCUUCAAAUUUGUGGGUCCCUUCAAAGCAAUGUCAUUUUACCAAUAUUGCGUGUUUAAUGCACAACAAGUACGAUGCUAAAAAAUCUAGCAGUUAUCAGAAGAACGGCACUGAAUUUGCUAUACACUACGGUUCUGGAAGUCUAUCUGGUUAUUUGUCUACUGACACAGUAAAUAUUGCUGGUUUAGAUAUAGAGGGACAAACUUUUGCCGAAGCGUUAAGUGAACCUGGUUUAGCUUUCGUCGCCGCUAAAUUUGAUGGUAUAUUGGGCUUAGGGUAUAGUUCAAUUGCUGUGGAUGGUGUCAAGCCUCCAUUCUAUCAAAUGUACGAGCAAGGAUUGAUUUCACAACCAGUGUUUUCAUUCUAUCUUAGCCGUGAUCCCAAGGCUCCGGAAGGUGGUGAAAUAAUUUUUGGUGGUUCCGAUCCUAAUCAUUACAAAGGCGAAUUCACUUAUCUGCCCGUAACACGCAAGGCCUAUUGGCAAAUGAAAAUGGACUCUGCUUCUGUGGGUAAUUUGCAUUUGUGUCAGGGAGGCUGUCAAGUAAUAGCCGAUACGGGGACUUCCUUAAUAGCUUUGCCUCCAAAUGAAGCCACGUCGAUUAACAAGGCCAUUGGUGGCACGCCUAUAAUGGGAGGACAGUAUAUGGUAGCUUGUGAAAGCAUUCCAAAUCUGCCUGUUAUCAGAUUUGUAUUGGGUGGCAAAACAUUUGAGCUAGAAGGCAAAGACUACAUUUUACGCAUAGCCCAAAUGGGGAAGACAAUUUGUCUUUCUGGUUUUAUGGGCAUCGAUAUACCGCCACCGAAUGGACCAAUAUGGAUAUUGGGUGACGUUUUCAUUGGCAAAUAUUAUACUGAAUUUGAUAUGGGUAAUGAUCGCGUAGGUUUCGCUGAAGCUAAGUAACACUUUGAUAUUAUUCCUUUGCUUUGACUUAUAUUUGCUUUAAAGAUUUACUGUCAAUUUUCAAAAUGUUGAUUUCCUUAGUCACUAAAGUGUACUAUUAAGUUACUAAUUUAAUAAACAUUCCAACAAGAAAUUGUAUGAAA